AUGUCUUUUCUUGUAAGUAAACCAGAGCGAAUUAGGCGGUGGGUCUCGGAAAAGUUCAUUGUUGAGGGCUUAAGAGAUUUGGAACUAUUUGGAGAGCAGCCUCCGGGUGACACUCGGAGAAAAACCAAUGAGGCGAGCUCAGAGUCGAUAGCAUCCUUCUCUAAGCCGGAGAUCAUGAGUAGCUUCCUGCCAGAGGGAGGGUGUUAUGAGCUGCUCACUGUUAUAGGCAAAGGAUUCGAGGACCUGAUGACAGUGAAUCUAGCAAGGUACAGACCAACGGGGGAGUAUGUGACGGUACGAAGGAUUAACCUCGAGGCUUGCUCCAAUGAGAUGGUGACGUUCUUACAGGGGGAACUCCACGUCUCUAAACUCUUCAGCCACCCCAACAUCCUGCCCUACGGAGCCACCUUCAUUGCCGACAAUGAGCUGUGGGUCGUCACGUCGUUCAUGGCAUACGGCUCGGCCAAGGACCUCAUCUGCACGCACUUCAUGGACGGCAUGAGCGAGCUGGCCAUCGCUUACAUCCUGCAGGGGGCGCUCAAGGCCCUGGACUACAUCCACCACAUGGGCUACGUGCACAGGAGCGUCAAAGCCAGCCACGUUCUGAUCUCCGCCGAUGGGAAGGUCUACCUGUCGGGUUUACGCAGCAACCUCAGCAUGAUCAGCCACGGACAGCGGCAGCGUGUGGUCCACGACUUCCCCAAGUACAGUAUCAAGGUUCUGCCCUGGCUCAGCCCGGAGGUCCUCCAGCAGAAUCUCCAGGGUUAUGAUGCCAAGUCUGACAUCUACAGCGUGGGAAUCACGGCCUGUGAGCUGGCCAAUGGCCACGUCCCCUUUAAAGACAUGCCUGCCACCCAGAUGCUGCUGGAGAAGCUGAACGGCACGGUGCCCUGCCUGCUGGACACCAGCACCAUCCCCGCCGAGGAGCUGACCAUGAGCACCUCGCGCUCGGCGGCCAACUCGGGCCUGAGCGAGAGCCUGGCCCCCAGCACCCCCAGGGCCUCCAACGGCGACUCGCCCUCCCACCCCUACCACCGCACCUUCUCGCCCCACUUCCACCACUUCGUGGAGCAGUGCCUUCAGCGCAACCCGGACAUGAGACCAAGCGCCAGCGCGCUCCUGGGCCACUCGUUCUUCAAGCAGAUCAAACGACGUGCCUCAGAGGCUCUGCCUGAGUUACUCCGACCUGUCACCCCCAUCACUACUUUUGAAGGCAGACAGUCUCAGGAUCACAGUGGGAUCUUCGGCCUGGUAACAAACCUGGAAGAGCUGGAGGUGGAUGACUGGGAGUUCUGA
Messenger RNA from Rangifer tarandus platyrhynchus (Svalbard reindeer), 1296 nucleotides. The record is from the annotation of a GenBank genome assembly. Lineage: Eukaryota; Metazoa; Chordata; Mammalia; Artiodactyla; Cervidae.